AUGAUAAACUCUUCUAAGAAGUUAAAGAGUAUCUCUGGCUAUCUUCCUAUAUCUUUAUGGGCAUCUGAAUCACACUCAAGCCAUGAGAACAGUACUAGCAUUGCAAUAAUUGGAGAUAAAAAUGGAAGAAUUUUUUGUACCAAAUGUUUCUAUGACAAAUUUGAAAUGUCCCCACCUACAUCUUUGUUUCAUGCUUGUGAAGAUCUUUUACUUUUACUAAAGUAUGAAAAACGUAACUUAGCAAUAAAAUUGUUAGUAGACAAUAUGCUUGAGUAUGAAAAUGGAGUAUUAUUAAUAAAUGAAAUUUCUAUAACAAAAGAUCAAAGUUUAACUGAUGGACUUAUUAUCUUAUUAAUUACAAUUUUGAAUAAGCACUUCUCUCUAGCCGAUAAUAAUAGUAGGCUAACAGUUAGAGAGACAAUAUUAUGUUCAAUAUUUAGAAUGCAUAUUAUUGGUACUAGUGCUAUGACUUCAAUAUUAAAAUUUCUGAGUACAUUGAUUAAUGAUAAAAUAUCUGUAUAUGCAAAUUUUAUGAUGGAAGGAAUUAUAGAAGAUAACUUUAGACUGCAAAAACUGAAAGAGCUUGUUAAUCACUUAGAUAAGAAAACAUUGCAAUAUACUAUUAUAACAUUGAUAAGAUUACUUGAGUAUAAACCUGAAUUUGUUAUUCAAGAUAUUAUUAAUACAUGUGAACUAUCUAUUUCCAAAGUAUUUUUGGAGUUAUCUGAUGAUCCAACUCAGUUUAAAAUAUUAUUAGACUUUUACUUAUAUAUUUUUGCAAACCACAAAGAAUGUUUUUACAGUUUAAUUUUUCACACCUCUAGAGAAUGUUUAUUUAAUAUUUUGAAUGGAAUUUCAAAUGCAAUGGUUAAUACAAAAUUUAUUGAAGUUUUCAAUGAGUUAACAGAUAACAGCUAUAUCAACUUUUUACCAAAUAAUCAAAACAAUGAGACUAAAGACAUGCUUAAUACUAAUUCAGAUAAAGUGUUAGUGUCUAGCAAGAAUUUAAAAAAUAAAGAACAGUUUAUUUUUUCUUUGUUAUAUUUCUUUAGAAUUUUGGUGAUAUUUUACAAUGAAAAUAAGGAAGAUAGUCAAAAUGAAACUUGUAUGUCUAACAUUAUUGAUGAGUGCAAAAGGAGUCGGUGGUUACUUGGAACUGAGUUUGGAAAUUUUUUAAAUAAGUUCAUAGAAUCAAUAGUAGAGAUUCUUAAGAGCUCAAGGAAUAUUGAUAAUAAAUAUUCUGCGUUAAAAUGUAUUUUAGAUAUAUUCACAUCACCAAAAUGCAUUGAAUUUUUUGAUAGUAAUUUAUGUUAUAAACAAAAUCAAAUAAUGGAAAUACAUAAUAUAUCUUCUUUAAAAGAUGAUCCAAGUAAUAUACCUAUAUUAAAAGGAAAAAGUACUAAGAGGAUAACCUUUAAAAGAACUAGAAUAGAUGAUACUAAUCAAAUAAUCAAGCAUAUUUCAAAUGAUACAACUCAAGUUAAAGAAGAGUAUUGUAUUCACCAAUUUUUUUAUUUUAAGCAUGGAUCUUAUACUAUAGAUGUUUUACUGGAAAUUCUAAGUAGUGAAAUACAAAACAAAGGUGUUAAUGAUAAGUUAUAUGCAAAUGUCAAUUUAUUUCAAAUAAGUGAGAGCUCUCAAAAUAAAUUAAGAGAAAAUGGUUAUACAAUUUUAAAUAUGACUAUGGAAUGCAUAUAUCGGAUCUUGCGUGUUAAUGUACCUACUCAUUCAUGUCCAAGAUAUCUAUAUGUUCUUAGUUGGUUUAUUUCCUGCUUAUUAAAAAAGGAUAUUGGAUGUCAACCACCAUUACCAUUAUUUGGUUUAUCAAGUAUUGAAUUAAUUAUGCAAACAUCUGGAGCUGAGGAACCAUUGGAAAAUGCACUUAUUAAUAUUAUUGACUUAUUUCACUCAGAUACAAAUAAUUUAAAUAAAAGUAUACCUGAAUUAGUUAUUCCAAAGAAUAAUGAAAAUAUUAUUAAACUCUGCAAUUAUAUGGUAAGAACUGUGAAAGUUAUGUCCAUUAGACUAAGUGAAAUGACUAAUAAAUCUACAGUAAGUGAUAUAGAUAUUUGGAGAUAUAACAGCACUAUCCAUAACAAAAUUAGACUAAUAGAGUACUUCACAUAUGUUAUUAUUACUAUUUCUGGUAUAAUAUAUUACAAGGGAUUUAAUCUUGUUGACUUUAUGUACUCAUCAAACCUAAUAUUUGAAUUCUACUCAAGACAACUGAGUAGUAAGGAACAGGUAAUUUUGGAUGUAUGCCAACUUUUAAUAGCAAAAAGUAUGUUAGAGAUGAGAAGAAAAUCUAAUCUCUUAGAUAAGGAUGAAAUAAUACAAUUAGAUAACCUUUCAUAUGAUGAAGAUAUUAAGAUAAAUUUAGAAUAUACAACUAAUAAUGAUUUAUUCUCACUUGUAUUAAAGUUAAGUAAUAAUUUAAAAAGCCGACUACCUAAUGAAAAAGACCAAAGGAUAUCUAAUAUAUGCAAAAGUAUACUGAAAGAUACUGAAUCACUGAUAUAUAAUGAAGAGGGUGCAAAAGUUGUUUUUAGAUGGCUUAAUAGACCUAGCCAAAUAAAUGAAAAAGAUAUGGAAAUGUCACGAAUGAGUUAUAAAUGGAUUUCAAAUAUUGCAAAACAUCUGCUAGAACCACUUCUGACUGAAAGAGAGAUACAAGAAAGACUACAAUUUGUAACAAAAAGUAAAAUUUAUGCUUCAUUAACUUUAAAUGAGACUGUAUCUAGUGAUACAAUUUCAAUUAUUAUAUCUCUACUUUAUUUUUGUUAUAUUUUUUAUCCAGAUCAGAUAAAGUGCUUUAUUAGCAAAUAUUUAAAAGAAAGUGAUGUAAAAAAUAUGAAUUAUAACUGUUUCAACUUUAUUCAAAAUGAUACUUUUAAUUUAGAUGGUAUAGAUGGAAGGAACAUUCGAAUGCUUCCACCAAGAGUAGUUAUGUACUAUUCAUAUAUUUUAACUGAACAAUCUACUAGACAAGUAAAUUUUGAACAAAAUAAUAUUAUUCAAGUCACCGAUAUACAUUUAUGUGGAAAUGGUACAAAUAAUUUGACAAAUAUUACUAAUAAUAUAGAACAAGAAAUUCUAGGUCAUUUAUUUUCAAUUCUAGUUCACAGUACAAUUAGAAGAAAAGAAUGGCUUACUUGGCACUCAGAAAAAUUUGGUCACUGCAGAAAUUUCUGUUAUUCUCUAAUGAAUUUAUCACUGAUUGCCGAAAAUUAUAUUAGUGAUAUUCAAAACUAUGAAGUAAAUAUAUAUUACUCAUUUUAUAACUGGGUAAUCCAAAGAUCGCUAGAAUAUUAUAGAUACCAAAUUUUUACUUGUAGAUUUAAUUGUCAUAUAUCACCAAUAAUAGCAUAUGGAAUAUCAAAAUGUAAAAUAUUUUUUAAAUACUUAAUUUAUAGCAUUACAAAUCUCAAAUUGUCUUGUGAUAAAAAAGAAGCAAACAUCUCUGAUUUUUGCAAGACGAAUUUUAGUAUCCAAGAUGAACAAGAUAUUAUUGAUGAAAAAUUAGUCCAAACAAGUCUCCUAUUAUUUGGAAUAAGAAAGUCUAUCGAAAUAAAUGCAAUAAAAAGCAUUAUCAAUUUAAGUGAAUUGAUAAAUCCAUUUUUACAAUUAUUAUUGGAUAAAAACUCUGGUCGAUUGCAUGCAGUAUCUCCAAAAAUUCAAAUAGUGAUCAUAAAUACAUUUCUCACCCUUAUGGAAAUAAUUUGUGAAGCUUUAGAUCUAUGGCUCGAUAAAUGUAAUUCAAAUGUAGUCUUGCUCUUUUCUUUUAUUCACCAGUUUACACUAUGGUAA
This is a messenger RNA of Cryptosporidium muris RN66, 3807 nucleotides long. RefSeq lists its product as uncharacterized. Lineage: Eukaryota; Apicomplexa; Conoidasida; Eucoccidiorida; Cryptosporidiidae. The record is from RefSeq and is a predicted model, not a curated record. The coding region runs from base 1 to 3807 and encodes 1268 amino acids. The transcript has 5 exons.